AUGCGCGCCAUUGCUGCGCUCCUCGUGGCGGCGCCCAUAUCUGCGGCCAUUGAUGCGUAUUACAAGAUUGACACGCCCGAGCUCGUCGCUUACAAAACUGCAGAUGAAAUUCGCCAGAGCGCGACAACACUUGCAUACGACCUCAUGACCUUUUACAAGGGCAACCAGUCCGGGCAGAUCCCCGGCAUGCUGCCCGGCCCGCCCGCCAGCGGCACCGGGGACUACUACUGGUGGGAGGGCGGCGCUCUGAUGGGCACCUACGUUGACUAUUUCCAUCUCACCGGGGACGCCAGCUACAACAAAGUCGUCACGCAGGGCCUGCUGUUCCAGGUCGGCGAGAAUGAGGACUACCAGCCGCGCAACCAGACGAUUGGCCUGGGGAAUGACGACCAGGGCUUCUGGGGCAUGGCGGCCAUGCGCGCGGCCGAGACGCGCUUCCCCAACCCGCCGCCGAAUGAGCCGCAGUGGCUGGCGCUGGCACAGGCCGUGUGGAAUACCCAGGCUGAGCCGAGCCGGUGGGAUGAAGCGUGUGGGGGAGGGCUGCGCUGGCAGCGGCAGUUUUUCAACAAUGGGUACAGUUACAAGAACGGUACAGCCCCUGUUUGUGCUUCAUGUUUUGUGGCAUGCAUACUGAUGCGGGCAGCAGCAAUUGCGAAUGGCGUCUUCUUUAACCUCGGCGCUCAUUUGGCGCGGUAUACGAGCAACGACACGUAUGCGCAGCGCGCAGAGCAGACGUGGGACUGGCUCUGGAACGUGGGCUAUAUUGACAAUGAGAACUGGCACGUGUACGACGGCGGCCACGUCGAGCACAACUGCACGGAUAUUAACCGUCUCGAGGUGUCGUACAAUCCAGCGCUGCUGAUUGAGGGUUCAGCGUUCCUGUACAACUAUACGAAUGGAGAUGAGAAGUGGAAGUACCGCAUCAACACCAUGCUCGCCUCGUAUCUCAAGGAAUUCUUCCGCGACAACGUCAUCUUCGAGACGGACUGCGAGACGCGCGAGCCGCCCUGCACCACCGACAUGCUAUCCUUUAAAGGUUACUGCCUGCGUUGGCUCGCCGUCGUCACGCAGCUCGCCCCCUUUACACGCGACGCCAUCAUGCCCGUGCUGGAGGCCUCGGCGCGCGCCGCCGUGCGCCAGUGCACGGGGCCACCUACCGGUCGUCGCUGCGGCUUCUACUGGACCAAAGGCGGCGUAUUUGUCGAUCCCGGAAUAGACAACACGACUGGUGCGGGCGAGGCCAUGGACGUGCUGGCGGCGGUGGCGAGCCUGCUCAUUGAUGAAGUGGAGGCGCCGGUCCGAGCGGACACGGGCACGUCAAUCGGUAACCCCAACGCGGGCUUGCCGGACGCGGUGGGCGGGAUGAGGAGGGGGAUCACAGCGGCGGAUCGGUUCGGUGCGGGCGUGGUGACGGUGUUGUAUGUGAUGGGGCCUGCUCUGUUGUUGGUUUGGAUCUGCUUGGAUGAGACGCAGGGGGUGAAGAAGGCGAAGGAUGUGGAAGGACAGGAAGUCAGCAGCAGCCAAGCUCCGUAG
Messenger RNA from Cordyceps militaris CM01, 1533 nucleotides. Its product is annotated as Mannan endo-1,6-alpha-mannosidase. Gene Ontology annotation, molecular function: mannan endo-1,6-alpha-mannosidase activity. The record is from RefSeq and is a predicted model, not a curated record. Gene Ontology annotation, biological process: fungal-type cell wall biogenesis; carbohydrate catabolic process. The transcript is spliced from 3 exons. Bases 1 to 1533 code for a protein of 510 amino acids. NCBI's taxonomy places the organism in Eukaryota, Fungi, Ascomycota, Sordariomycetes, Hypocreales, Cordycipitaceae.